CUCACUUCCAGUGACCAGUGACAUUUUGAUUAGCAUCUCGGUCUAUCAUAUUUAUUCCCCCCUUCCCCUUCGUCACCAAGUUAUUGUGUCUUCUUCUCCUGCGAGAAGCUCUUGUGUUCGAUCCGUCGAUUCUGGUCAACUGAAAAUGAAAGUGCUCCACUUGGUGGUGAUGUUCGUGGUGAUGAUGCUGGCGGUUUUGGGCUCGGCGAUUCCCCAAGAAUCCAACCAGGACUCCCGGUCUCAAGCCUCAAGGCGAUAUGCUUCCCCGAGCAGAUUCGAGAACAUCCGAGGCGACACCAACAAACUCUACAAAUACUUCGAGAUCGCUAAUCCUUCCAUCAAGAAGUAGUAUGGAGUGACGUCUGCGCUCCUACUUCUUUCUUCUCUCGUAGUCGGGUGUAGCGACUUGAACGGAUACUUCUGUAUCGUUUUCAACUCUGUAGUGCCAUGAAAUAAAAUUAAUCCGGUCUGACUUCAA
Molecule: messenger RNA, 478 nt
Organism: Darwinula stevensoni
Lineage: Eukaryota; Metazoa; Arthropoda; Ostracoda; Podocopida; Darwinulidae
Source: the annotation of a GenBank genome assembly